CGUAGCACAUCACGAGUGCUGCGUUUAUUCUAGAAACUUUCAUGGUAUCAGAGCAUUGAUCCAAUCUACCAAAAACCCAUCCCCUUCACCUUUCCAGCCAUGGCGUCCUCAAGCAGCAAUGCCAGCAACUUCUUCCAAGGACAUCCUGUGAGUGAGAAGCUUGGAAAGAACAACUUUGCGCUGUGGAGAGCUCAGAUCAGCGCCGCUGUUCGUGGUGCUCGACUUCUCGGGCAUCUGACUGGUGCAGCAAAGAAGCCUCAAGCGCAGAUCGUCGUCACAAGCGAUGAUGGCAAGACAACAGAGAAGAAAACCCGGAGUUUGAUGAUUGGGAAGCCUCGGACCAACAGGUCUUAGGUUAUCUCUUGUCAUCUCUCUCUCGUGAUGUUCUUAUGCAGGUCGCAGCAUGUGACACGGCGGCGGAAGCGUGGGCAAUCAUCGAACAGAUGUAUUCCACGCACACCAGGGCGCGAUCCAUCAACACAAGAAUCGCGCUCUCCAACACCAAGAAAGGCAAUCUCACACUCCUGAAAUUUUUCGGGAAGAUGAGAGCGCUAGGAGAUGAGAUGGCCACUGCAACUGGCAAGCCACUAGAAGAAGAAGAACUAAUCCAGUACAUCAUCAUUGGGUUGGUUGAAGAUUACAGCGAGGUGAUCUCGGCUGUUUGUGCAAGACUAGAACCAAUGACGGUGGGAGAACUUUACUCUCAGGUACUCAACUAUGAAGCACGCACGUCUCUCUAUCGGGGAAUUCAGGAGAAUGUCGUCAACAUCGCCAACAAAGGAGGCAACAACAGCGGAGGCCGCGGAGGAUUCUCUGGUCGUGGCGGUGGAGCUCCACGCGGCGGCCGUGGAUCUCCUGGACGUGGCAGCACGAGCACUGGAGGGCGUGGCAGAGGCCGCACGCAAGGAGGACCAGAUCGUAGGCCGAUCUGUCAAGUUUGCUUCAAAAGAGGCCACACUGCUGCAGAUUGCUGGUUCAGGUAUGACGAGGAUUAUGUUCCUGACAGUAAACAUGUUGCUGCAGCGGCUACAAGCUUAGCCUACGGUUUCGAUACCAAUUGGUAUAUCGAUACUGGAGCCACUGAUCACAUCACAGGAGAACUGGAGAAACUCUCUGUGAAGGACAAGUUCAACGGGGGAGAACAGAUCCACACUCCAAGUGGAGAAGAUCCCAUGGCCACAGAAGAUCCAGCCAACACUGUUCCUGCUGGCAAUACAGAGAUGCAAUCCCAGGAGCAGCAGGCUGUCAGCCCGACGUGCUCCCCUCCUGCCACCGACGCGUGGCGCAACCACCUCCCAUCGCCGACGCGUGGUGCAGCAAUCGGCCAGACGCCUCCCCUCGCUCAGGCUGGUGACAGGGUGGUCCUUCCUGGAUCAUCCCAUCAGGAGGUGCAUGGGGGACAGCACGAUGAAGCACCUCCUGCCACCGAUCUAUCUAAUCACUCUAAUCAGCAGUAUAAUAUGUCUUCAGAUGAUAUAUCAAUUUCAGGCACUGUUCCCGUACAUACACAUGAUCUGGAGCAAGAGUCAGAACAAGAACAGGAGGACUCCACUUCAGCUCACGUACAACCGCAAGGGCGUCCCAGAACAAGACUCCAAAGUGGCAUCCGCAAAGAGAAGGUGAUCCGAAUCCCCCUUUGUCCUCGCCAUCCCGUACGACGGCGGCAUGCACCGCCGGGCAACACAGAAAGCCUGGAGGCUCAUGAACACGACGAGCACAACCAUGGCGACGCACACCACCAGUUCCCUAGACCCAACAACCUUCUGCCUCAAGAACCUGCUGAUCCUCACCUUCCAGCAGCCGUCGUGAUGCCUGUUCAGGUCGUCGAUCACCGCGUCCAACGCCGCCACCCUCGUCAGCCUCACCGACCUUGCCAUCCCGUUCCACAGCUCCGCCACCUCGCCGUCGCUCUUGAGGUGGUUCAGUAUCACCCCGGACUCCCUCAGCACCCGGGCGUCCUCGUCGAUGUCGACGAUGCCGUUCAUCAGCUCGACGUACCUCGCCAGCACCAGCGCCCCGCGCCCCGCCGACGCCUCGUAGGCCACCAUGUUCCGCAGCACGACCUCCGUGUUCGCGUCGACGCGGAUCACCGGGAGCCGCAGCGUCGCGGCGUCGGCGCAGAACUCCACCGCGGAGACGCCGCCGCUCGCCGGGACGAACCUGACGCCGGAGUAAGCCAGCUCGGCGACGCUGGGCACCGCGAUCUCCUCGACCAGAGGCGAUCUGCUCUUGUCGCCGCUGCCCUCGAAACCGGGAUCACCACCCCUGGCCGGUGGCUGCCGCGGCGAAUUCAGCUGCUCGACGUGCCGUGCGAUCGCCGACACGCACGGGAUGCUGACCGCGAGCCUCAGUAG
Molecule: messenger RNA, 2354 nt
Organism: Oryza brachyantha (malo sina)
Lineage: Eukaryota; Viridiplantae; Streptophyta; Magnoliopsida; Poales; Poaceae
Exons: 3
Coding region: 390-2354 (654 amino acids)
Source: RefSeq, a predicted model, not a curated record